ACAAAUAAUUAUCCAAAAUAAAUGAAUAAUUCCAUCCGUAAUUAGUUUCCAAUUUAACAAACAUUUCCCCAAAAAAAUCCGGCCUAAAGAUCCUCAAAGUCUUCACCAGCUAACCAAUCAUUAUUGAAUCCUUAUCUGUUUCGAUCCUUUCAAUAUAAAAACCCCUUCUUUGGGAUCUCCACCAAUCUCUCUCUCAAAGAGUCAAAGCCAAAAAAAAAAAACCCAGAAAAACUAGGGAAAUUUUGAGAGAAAAAUGUCGAGUAAAAACGAAGUCUUUAUCGGAUCCGUUGAUCAGGGAACGACGAGCACUCGAUUCAUCAUCUACGAUGGAGACGCGAAGGCCAUUGCUUCUCAUCAAGUCGAGUUCACCCAGUUCUACCCUGAAGCGGGAUGGGUCGAGCACGAUCCAAUGGAGAUUCUGGAGAGCGUGAGGGUUUGCACUGCGAAGGCGCUAGACAAGGCUGCGGCUGAUGGGUAUAAUGUAGAGGCUGGGUUGAAGGGGAUCGGGAUCACAAAUCAGAGAGAGACGACUGUCAUCUGGAGCAAGUCGACGGGGUUGCCUCUUUAUAAGGCGAUUGUUUGGAUGGACGGACGAACUAGCUCAAUCUGCAGGAGGUUAGAGGGCACUCUUUCAGGUGGGCGAGAACACUUCGUCGAUACUUGUGGUCUACCCAUCAGCACCUAUUUCAGUGCUCUCAAGAUCCUGUGGCUGAUGGAAAAUGUCGCUGCUGUCAAGGACGCUAUAAAAUCAGGAGAUGCCCUCUUCGGUACGAUCGACACGUGGCUCAUAUGGAACCUCACCGGAGGCUCUGGGGCCGUAGAAUCAAUCAAGGGAUUGCACGUCACUGAUUGCUCAAAUGCAUCCAGAACCAUGCUCAUGAACCUUCAAACUCUAAACUGGGACCAACCCACAUUAGAUACGUUAGGAAUUCCCAUUGAAUUAUUACCCAGGAUAGUCAGCAACUCAGAGCCCAUUGGUAUUGUUGCAAAGGGAUGGCCCCUUGCAGGGAUCCCAAUUGCUGGCUGCCUCGGUGAUCAGCAUGCAGCAAUGUUAGGCCAGUUAUGUCAAAAAGGACAAGCUAAAAGUACCUAUGGUACCGGUGCGUUUAUCCUCCUCAACACUGGUGAAGAGAUAAUCCGAUCAUCUCAUGGACUACUUACUACGAUGGCGUAUAAAUUAGGCCCCAAUGCAACUGUGAAUUACGCGCUUGAAGGGUCAAUUGCAAUUGCUGGUGCAGCUGUUCAGUGGCUUAGGGAUGGGCUUGGACUCAUUGGAAGUGCUGCAGAGAUUGAGGGGCUUGCUGAGUUGGUGGAAAAUACAGGUGGUGUGUAUUUUGUACCAGCGUUCAAUGGGCUUUUUGCCCCAUGGUGGAAGGACGAUGCUAGGGGUGUAUGUGUUGGGAUCACAAGGUUCACUAAUAAGGGGCAUAUAGCACGUGCAGUGCUCGAGAGCAUGUGCUUUCAGGUGAAGGAUGUGUUAGACUCGAUGCAGAAGGAUUCUAACGAGGGAGGGGCAGGAGAGAGCAAUGGUAGGGAGUUUUUGCUUCGAGUUGAUGGGGGUGCCACUGUGAAUAACCUUUUGAUGCAAAUACAGGCUGAUCUCUUGGGCAGCUCGGUGAUCAGACCUGCUGAUAUCGAGACCACAGCUCUCGGUGCAGCAUUUGCGGCUGGCUUAGCCACUGGAGUCUGGACCGAGGCACAAAUCUUUGCAUCAGGGAACAAAGACAAGGCAACCAUCUUCAACCCCAAAUUGGGUGAAGAACUGAGGAAGAAGAGGUGUGAUUCUUGGUUUAAGGCUGUUUCCAGGGCUUUCGAUCUCGCUGACUUGUCUUAGCCUCCCUCGUUGUUUCUCUUCUCAAGUGCAUAUCCUUUGUCUAAUUUAUUGAAUAACUUGUGCAUCGUGUACAUUCUAAGCAUUGGACUUGUGUUAUUGUUUCAUCUUUUUCUCCUAGCCAUAACUCGGCACUUUUGUGAAAUUGUGUCAAUUAUAUAAUUCAAAGGUCUCAUUGUUAUUGA
Asparagus officinalis (garden asparagus) is the source of this 2016-nucleotide messenger RNA. RefSeq names its product glycerol kinase. The record is from RefSeq and is a predicted model, not a curated record. Bases 254 to 1834 code for a protein of 526 amino acids. Gene Ontology annotation, biological process: glycerol-3-phosphate biosynthetic process; triglyceride metabolic process; glycerol metabolic process. Gene Ontology annotation, cellular component: mitochondrion. The transcript has 4 exons. Gene Ontology annotation, molecular function: glycerol kinase activity. Lineage: Eukaryota; Viridiplantae; Streptophyta; Magnoliopsida; Asparagales; Asparagaceae.